AUGGCAUUCCAAACACCAUCAACCCCAAACGUCGAUCACUCCCCUCCCUUGGCUCUGGAAUAUCGUAUCGCAAUAAUAUGUGCAUUGCAGUCGGAGGCGGAACAAGUCCGUGCUGUGUUCGAUACCUUUUGGGCCGACCAUCCUUCAGGCGAUGGAAUCACAAAAGCUCAUAACGACCCGAACCAUUACACGACGGGGACGAUAGGUGUGCACAAUGUUGUCCUUGCUCAUAUGCCUAGUUACGGCAACAAGACUUCUGCUGCAGUGGCCUCCGGAAUUCGACAUUCCUUUCCCGACAUCACGCUUUGCCUUGUUGUUGGUAUCUGUGGAGGUGUGCCCACAGCAGGCGGAACAGAAAUCCUACUUGGCGAUGUUAUCAUCAGCGAUUGCAUUAUCGAGAAUGACCUAGCACGACAGUACCCAGAUCAGCGUCGACCUGUCAACACACUGGGCUAUCGCCACAACCAAGAAGUACAAGGAUUCUUGAAUAUGCUGCAAGUCAACUCUCUAGAACACUAUACGCAGACAUACCUCAACGAUCCUUCCAACAGUCGACGCAACAUCCCACCCACCGCAAAACCUACAUAUCUAGGUUUCGGUCAAGACAAGCUCUUCGAGUCAAAUCAUAGACACAAACAUCAUACCCAGGAUCAUUGUAGCAUAUGCGAUAGCUGUUCAAGUGAUGCUGAUGCUGUCUGUGAAAAGUCGGAGAACCUCGACUGUGAGACGCUUGGUUGCUACAGACGGAAACAUCGCAACUGUCCGGCAAAGCCUGAAAAUACCAAUCCACGCGUGCAUUUCGGCAAAUUCGCAUCAGGUGACGUCGUCAUGAAGUCUGGCAAGCAUCGUGACGAGUUGGCAAAUGGUUUGGGAGCCAUCGCGUUCGAGAUGGAAGGGGCAGGAGUGUGCAGAACAAUUCCUUGCGUUAUCAUCAAAGCAGUGUGCGACUAUGCGGACAGUCAUAAGAAUAAGGAGUGGCAAGGUUAUGCUGCAGCAACCGCAGCGGCCUGUAUGAAGGCAUUCUUGAAGGAUUGGAGGCCCAGUGUUGGUAUGAUGAGUCAAGUUUUGACCCUCCUUCAUUCGGACCCCCGAAUUAUCCUGAAAGACGCCGCAAGCACCGAGAUGAUGCAGAGUCUCUUUGUCGUAGACCCACCAGCCAUCAGAAAGGAGAUCGAAAUGGCUAAGGGUCCUCUGCUAUCUAGCACAGGAUCCUGGAUUUAUGACGACGGCAAAACUAAUGUACGUUCGCAAAAGCCUACGACCGCGCAUUCUGUUUUCAGCAAUUGGUGGACAGACAAUGUGUCUCAUAUACUUUGGAUUCGUGGCGAUCCGGGUAAAGGAAAAACAAUGCUCGCAAUCUCGUUGAUCGAUGAAUUGCAGCGGCGACUGGGAACCCAAGAGAAGUCAAAUACUCGUCAGCCCUCUCUAGCGUAUUUCUUUUGUGCCUACGAUGAUGAAGUGAAGAGAGAUGCAUCAUACAUUGUCCGAUCGUUACUUUGGCAACUUCUCUCACAACACCCCGACCUUACACUAUCUUUUCGCCGGACAUACGAUACACAAGCGAAAGAUUAUUUGUUCACGAAAUCACCAGCCGCUCUUUCCUCACUACUACAUGUUCUUGACCAGAUUGUCAAUGAAUCAGGAUCAACUUCAUAUUUUGUGGUUGAUGCUCUCGACGAAUGUUCUCCCGAAUCACGAGAUACGUUGCUGAAGUACUUGGAGGGACUCAAUACGCCAAAGAAAACGGGGAAGCGAGGUACAUCCAAGUGGGUACUCACUUCCAGAAACAAUAUAGAGAUAUCAAGUGAUAUGUCGUCUAUAAGCUUGGAAGCAAACGCGAAUUAUGUCGAAAAUACCAUCGCUGAGUAUGUGGAGUACAAAGUUCAGAAAUUGGCAUCAUCAAAGCAGUACCCGGACGACAUCAAAGACACUGUCCAAAAGACUCUUUCAGAGAAAGCAAAGGGGUCAUUUCUUUGGAUAGCAUUGAUCUAUGAGGAGCUUCGACAUGUCAAAAGUAUCAACAUACCGACAGUGUUAGAAGUCAUACCUGCAGGCCUCCCUCAGCUUUACAAUCGAAUGCUCGACCAGAUACUUGACAAUCAACAUACACCUGAAGAUGUGCCCCAUGCAAUGAACAUAUUGCGGACGAUCACAAUGGCGACUCGACCUCUGAGCUUGCAAGAACUCGCCGUAGCCGCGAACCUACCGAAGGCCUGUUGGGAUAACGACCAGAGCGUUAGAGAAUACAUCUCACUCUGUGGGUCAUUCGUCAACCUGAAUCACGUAUCAGACUAUGCAUCACUUAUCCAUCCGUCUGUUAGAGACUAUCUCCUUCCAAGCGUUGCCUGA
Messenger RNA from Fusarium sp. VM40, 2349 nucleotides. NCBI's taxonomy places the organism in Eukaryota, Fungi, Ascomycota, Sordariomycetes, Hypocreales, Nectriaceae. The record is from the annotation of a GenBank genome assembly.